CAAAGCAAUAAAGUAAUUUCCAGCAGAGACGACUGAGUCAGUUACUGUCUUUCUUUUCCAUCUCUCUCUCUCUCUCUCUCUCUGCAUGAAACAGAGUACUCUGCUUCACAUUAUACCGUUACAAUGAAGUACAUAAGAGCCAACAGCUUGAAAAGGCUUUUCUCAUUGAAAAGAAGCAGUCUUCAAGAUAUAGUUUUCACCAAUGAAGAAGAAAAAAACAAUGAAAACUCCAAGGUUGUUCAAGAGCAAGAACAUUCUCCAAGGCCCUCUUGGAAAUGCUUCUCUUUUGAAGAAAUAUUCGAUGCCACCAAUGGCUUUAGACCAGAAAAUUUGGUGGGGAAAGGAGGGUAUGCAGAGGUAUACAAAGGAGUGUUAGGUGAUGGAGAGGAGAUUGCAAUUAAGAGGCUAACAAAAGCUUGUAGGGAUGAGAGGAAAGAGAAGGAGUUCUUGUCAGAGAUUGGGACAAUUGGUCAUGUCUGCCAUGCUAAUGUGAUGUCCUUGUUGGGUUGUUGCACUGACAAUGGGCUUUAUCUCAUCUUUCAUUUCUCCUCCAGAGGCUCUGUUUCUUCCCUUCUUCAUGAUGAGAAUUUUCCAGUGUUAGAUUGGAAAAUAAGGUACAAGAUUGCCAUUGGAACUGCUAGAGGGCUCCAUUACUUGCACAAGGGGUGUCAAAGAAGGAUAAUUCACCGAGACAUUAAAUCUUCAAAUAUUCUUCUGACAGCUGACUUUGAACCAUUGAUAUCUGAUUUUGGAUUGGCAAAAUGGCUUCCAUCUGAAUGGACUCACCAUUCAAUCGCUCCGAUUGAAGGAACCUUUGGGCACUUGGCACCUGAGUACUACAUGCAUGGAAUAGUGGAUGAAAAAACAGAUGUGUUUGCAUUUGGAGUCUUUCUACUGGAGAUCAUUUCUGGCAGGAAACCAGUUGAUGGUUCUCACCAAAGCAUUCAUAACUGGGCUAAACCAAUAUUGAGCAGAGGAGAGAUUGAAAAGCUGGUGGAUCCAAGGCUUGGAGGGAUCUAUGAUAUUACACAGCUGAAAAGACUUGGCUUUGCCGCAUCCCUUUGCAUCCGGGCAUCUUCAGCAUGGCGCCCUACCAUGAGUGAGCAGGUACUGGAAGUAAUGCUAGGAGAGGAGGAGAUGGAUGAAGAAAGGUGGGAGAUGCCCAAGGAAGAAGAGCAUGAAGAAUUCUGGGGUUUUGAAGAUCUAGAAUAUGAAUGUCACAGUUCCUUCUCAAUUUCUCCACAAGAUUCAAUCUCUACAAGAAGUACUACGACCAUUAUACAUUAGGUGCUCGAGUCAAUAUCCUAACCACCACUUUUGUCGACAUGUAAAUACAUUAUGUACGUGCGAUACUCAACUAUUAAUGAUGAAUACGUAAAUCUAA
Messenger RNA from Populus nigra (black poplar), 1384 nucleotides. Its product is annotated as probable receptor-like serine/threonine-protein kinase At5g57670. The record is from RefSeq and is a predicted model, not a curated record. The transcript is spliced from 7 exons. NCBI's taxonomy places the organism in Eukaryota, Viridiplantae, Streptophyta, Magnoliopsida, Malpighiales, Salicaceae. Gene Ontology annotation, molecular function: protein kinase activity; ATP binding. Gene Ontology annotation, biological process: protein phosphorylation. The coding region runs from base 124 to 1287 and encodes 387 amino acids.